Messenger RNA from Cheilinus undulatus (humphead wrasse), 753 nucleotides. It is a transcript of the gene cst3, whose product is annotated as cystatin C (amyloid angiopathy and cerebral hemorrhage). The transcript is spliced from 3 exons. Bases 82 to 468 code for a protein of 128 amino acids. NCBI's taxonomy places the organism in Eukaryota, Metazoa, Chordata, Actinopteri, Labriformes, Labridae. Gene Ontology annotation, molecular function: cysteine-type endopeptidase inhibitor activity. The record is from RefSeq and is a predicted model, not a curated record.
CUGUUGUUAUAUAACAGGGAGGAACCAUCGCAGUGUUGUCUUGUUUUGUUGUUUUAGGUCCGUGGUCUCAGAGUAACAAACAUGAUGUGGAAGGUUGUUCUCCCGGCACUUGCGGCGGUUUUCACCGUCGGUCUGUGCGGUUUGAUUGGGGGUCCAGUUGACGUACCAAUCAAUUCUGAAGGGGUUGAAAAUGCCCUUAACUUUGCCGUGGCCGAACACAACAGGCAGAGCAACGGUUUGUUCCUGACCAAACCACAGGAGGUGGUGAAUGUUCAGAGGCAGGUGGUUUCUGGCUACAAGUACAUCAUAACUGUGAAAAUGGGGAAGACCCCCUGCAGGAAGAACAAUGUCACUGAGCUGUGUGCCAUCCCCGAGGACCCAGCACUGGCCCAGACCUACCUGUGCACAUUUACAGUGUGGGAGCAACCAUGGCUCCAUAAGAUGCAAAUGAUGAAGCAGACAUGCUAAGGAGAAGCAGAAUCAUCUUCAUUCCUGCAGAUGGAGCGCUAAAGUAUUAACAUUUCAGUUUGCUGCCUAUGCUGUCUUUUAACUGUUGAUUCAAUCUGAGAACCUUUAACAGUGUUUCCAAUGUCAGACUAACCUAUGCACUGAGGCGAUAUAGAGGAGUCCUCUUAAUACAUAAUAGCAAAACCAAGCAAUUAGCCAUGACUUGUGAACUGAAUUUUUGAUAAUCCUUUCAAAAACCACACAGUGUUUUUAAAUGAAAUAAAAUGUAGCUGCAUGUUUACUUCA